AUGGAGGUCCAGCCUGACACAGAUUUCAAAAUCUUGUUUCUGCUUAUCCUGAUAGAGGAGGGGUUUGCAUUGGCACAGAAAACUCAAGCAUUGCCUCAGAAUGUGGCUAUUGAGGAUAAGAAGCCAGCUCACUGUGGAACUUUAAUCCAGACAGCCAAUGGAGGAUCAUUCAGUUCUCCAAACUACCCAAAGACCUACCCUGCAAACAAGGAGUGUGUUUAUAUUCUGGAGGCCCAUCCACGCAAGAGAAUCCAGCUGAUCUUCGAUGACCUGUACUACAUCGAGCCGUCCUUCGAGUGUCGAUUUGAUAACAUUGAAAUCCGCGACGGGCCGUUUGCUUUUUCUCCAUUGAUCAAUCGUUUCUGCGGUGCUCAGAGUCCAGGAGUGGUCACCUCUUCUGGACGCUUCAUGUGGAUCAGGUUUAUCAGCGAUGAGGAGUUAGAGGGACUGGGAUUCAGGGUGGAAUAUUCAUACACUGCAGAUCCUGAUUUUCAUCUUCAUGUUGGAGGACUUCUGAAUCCCAUUCCAGACUGUCAGUUUGAUCUGUCUGGAUCAGAUGGUAUAAUCAGAUCUAGUCAGGUUGAAGAGGAAAACAAGGUGAAAUCAGGGGAAGCAAUAGACUGUAUAUGGACGAUACGAGCUCCGCCUAUGUCUAAGAUCUACCUGCGUUUUCUGGACUAUCAGAUGGAGAACUCAAAUGAAUGUAAAAAGAACUUUGUUGCAAUCUACGAAGGCAGCAAUGCCAUUGAAGACCUAAAGGCCAAAUUCUGCAGUACCGUCGCCAAUGACAUCACACUUGACAACGCUGUUGGUGUGGUCCGAAUGUGGGCCGAUGAGACCAGCAAACUGAGUCGGUUUCGUAUGAUCUUCACGAUCUUCGUUGAACCUCCAUGUUCGGCCAACACAUAUUUCUGUCACAGCAACAUGUGCAUCAACAACACGCUGGUCUGUAAUGGUGUUCAGAACUGUGUGUUCCCAUGGGACGAGAAUAAUUGCAAAGAAAAGAAGUCAAAAAGUUUUUUCCAGCAGAUGAGUAAAACUCAUAGCACUGUUAUUGGAGUGUCUACUGGUGUGGUCUUUCUCCUCCUCCUCAUCUCUGUAUUCAUACAGAUGAAGCAACCAAGAAAAAAGGUCUUGAAUCGCAAGAGUUUGUUCAGCGCGGCCGAGAUGCAGGAAGUCCUUGAGCCACCUCAUUAUGAACUCUUUUCCAUGCGCGAGCCCGAGCUCUCGGAUGAACUGUCUGAGGAGUUGGAUACCAUGCAUAAACUCCGCCGGUCCUCCAACACAUCCCGCUGCAUCCACGAGCAUCACUGCGGCAUGCAGGGCAACUCUUCAUCCGUUUCCAUGGCUACCAGAGCACAUCAGCUUGCUCAGGCAUCGGAGGAAAUGAGCGGCAUCGUAGGGGCCAGAGGUUGGAGCAGUUUCCAUGAGAGCAGAGAUGUUCCGCGUCCGCACACUCGCAGUGUGCAGAGUCUGCGUGAGGUGCUGGAGGAUGGGGAGUUGGGGCUGGAGGAGCGGGUUAUGGAGGAGAUCGGGUACAAUGAUGUAAUGGCCCGUGGAGGUGUCUUGAUGAUGCGUAACCAUGCCAACCCUGUCCAGCAGCGCUCCCUCUCCAUUGACUUCUGAGUGAGGGGAAAGUCAGCUGAUACUUUGUCAUACUGCCAAGACAAAUAAGAUUGGAAACCCAGAAACCUGGGAGUGGUAAUAGAUGAUCAGCUUAACUUCACGGAUCAUGCUGCAUCAUUCGGCCCUGUUCAUUCUUCCUCUACAACAUUAGGAAAGUUAGACCAUUUCUGUCCGAGCAUGCUAUACAAGUCCUAUUCCAGACUGGACUAUUGCACUGCGCUACUGGCUGGACCUUCCAGUUUGAACAACCAGACCUCGACAGAUGAUCCAGAACGCAACGGGAAGAGUGGUCUUCAAUGAACCGAAGAGAGCACACAUCACUCCUCUCUUCAUUAAGUUACAUUGGCUCCCUAUAGUCACUCGCACCAAAUUCAAAGCUCGGCUUUGGCCUACAAGACCACCACAUGUUCGGAACUCCCUUAUCUUCAUUUGCUAAUACAGACUUCCCCGCCAGAUCACUACGCUUUGCAAAGGAACUACAUCUUGUAGUGCCAUCCCUAAAAGAGAAACAUCACCCUUACUUAAUUUUUUUCUGGAUCUGUUCCACAUUUGUGUAAUGAACUGCCCGCUGCUACAAGAUCUUUAAGAAUCGGCUGAAAACACAUCUCUUCCGUCAACACCUGAAUUUUUUCUAUUCUUUUUAUCCUUAAUAUAAAAGAAAAUCCUUAGCUUUGUGUACUGUUGUAGGCUAUGAGACCAGUUUGUACUGCAGUUAUGCUUUUUGCUGUCCUUCUGUUGUUCCAGUUGAUUUCUUUGUAAGUCCCUUUGAAUAAAAGCGUCUGCUAAAUGACUAAAUUUAAAAUGUAUAGGCAUUAAGAUGUGGACUAGAGAUGGUUUGAUUUUGCCCUUUUACUUUAACCAAACUAAUAAUUGACUAAGAUGGUAAUUUACAUGGAAUUUUUAUGUCGUGUUGUGCACAGUGAGGUGUAAUGAAAAGGAGAAGUUAAUCAUUUUUCU
Molecule: messenger RNA, 2583 nt
Organism: Triplophysa dalaica
Lineage: Eukaryota; Metazoa; Chordata; Actinopteri; Cypriniformes; Nemacheilidae
Gene: neto2b
Product: neuropilin (NRP) and tolloid (TLL)-like 2b
Exons: 11
Coding region: 1-1626 (541 amino acids)
Molecular function (GO): protein binding
Source: RefSeq, a predicted model, not a curated record